Molecule: messenger RNA, 2578 nt
Organism: Dromiciops gliroides (monito del monte)
Lineage: Eukaryota; Metazoa; Chordata; Mammalia; Microbiotheria; Microbiotheriidae
Gene: PIGF
Product: phosphatidylinositol glycan anchor biosynthesis class F
Exons: 5
Coding region: 158-718 (186 amino acids)
Biological process (GO): GPI anchor biosynthetic process
Cellular component (GO): endoplasmic reticulum membrane
Source: RefSeq, a predicted model, not a curated record
GCACGUGUGUGUGCGCCUGCGCGUGAAGCGCGUCGCCCAGUCGCACCUGAGAGCCGAGGGGGCGGGAGCUCGGCCUCAGGUGCUGGCUUUUGCCUUACCUCCCACCCACGUCUCCUCGGGCCCGAGGCUCAAGUGGGUACACCUUCCAGGAAGCACCAUGAAAGAUACUGACAUCAAGAAACUAUUUUAUGCUCACCAUUUCUGUGUAUUUUCCAUUAUUCUAACUACCUUCAUUCCAUCCUUAUUCUUGGAGGACUUCUCUAUCUUGGAAACACACCUGACAUGGUUGUGCAUUUGUUCUAUAUGUGUAACCAUUGUCAAUAUAGUAUUGUAUUUAAUAGUAAAACCAAAUCCUUCUUCUAAGAGAAGCUCAGUUUCACAUAAGAUAUCCAGACUUCUGAAAUCUUGUGUCUACUUUUUUAUAUCUUGCCUACUCUAUCAUGCAAUAAUAGUUCUAUAUGGAGCACCACUAAUAGAGUUGAUGCUGGAAACAUUUUUAUUUGCUGUUAUUUUGUCAACUUUUACCACUUUACCUUGUUUGUGUUUAUUAGGACCAAAUAUCAAAGCGUGGCUACGAGUUUUCACUAAAAAUGGGUCCAACCCUGUGUUUGAGUUGUCAUUGGUACUGCUUUGGAUUACAUACUCAUUUGGAUUGGCCAACUACUAUUUCCUUGCGUCCAUUGAGAUAAGUGCAUCAUUAUACAUAGAAGGAAAUUAGCUAUAUGCAUACAUCUGAAAAUAGGGCUGCCUCAAACUGGGGCAAAUCUUUAUAGCUGUUCUCUGAUGUGUUUUACACAUGAGGAAAGUGAGGCUUAGUGAGGUUAAGCUCCUUCCUCAUGGUCAUGGCUAGUAUCAGCUGGGUGGAAUUCAAACAACAAGCUUUUAUUAAUCAUCUGAUACUAUGUGCCAAGCCGUAAGGAGGAUAUAAGUACAAAGAAUGAAACAGUCCCUGCUCUCAAAUAGCUUAUGUUGUAAUGGGGAAUGCAACAAGUACAUUUAAGAAUAGACACAAUAAAUAGAAAUAAAUACCAGGUACUUAGGGAGGGAAGUCACUGGCAGUUGGGAGGGAUUGGAUCAGGAAAGGCUUCCUGGAGGAGAUAUUGCUCGAGCUACAUCUUGAAAGAAGAAAGGAAUUAUCUGAGGUAGAAAGGAAUACAUUCCAGGCAUGAUGGAUAGACAGCCAGGGCAAGGAUAUGGGAAUUGGGUGCUGUGGAUAAAGGAACAGAGAAGGCCAGUGUGGCUAGAUCAGAGUAGGGGUGGGGAGGGUAACAUAUAAUGACACUGGAAAGAUAGGUUGGGGCCAAUCUGUGAAAGGCUUUAAAAGCUAAACAGUAGCUUAUGGUUUUUUUUAGAGGCAGUAGGUUGCCAUUGGAUUUGACUGAGUAAGAAAGAGACAGAUCUGUGUUUAAGGAAAAUCACUUUGUUGGCAGUGUGUAGGAUGGACUGGGGUAGGAAAAGACUUUGAGGCAGAGAAGCCAAUUAAGAAUCUCUUCUAGAUGAGAAGUGACAUAGGAUAGAACUGAGGUGAUAACUAAGUAUAGAGAAGGGGUUAGUACAUGGGAGAAAUGUAGAGGUAGAACAAGAUUUGACAAACAGUCAAGGAUGACUCUGAAGUUAUAAAUCUGAGAGACUAGGAGGUGGUGGUGAUUUGGAAAGAAAUAGGGACAUUUAGAAUAAGGUUAGGGUUGGGGGAAAAGUUGGUUUCUGUUUGGGGCAUGUUGAAUUUGAGAAAUUUCUGGAAUAUCCAGUUUGAAAUGGGCAAUCAGUGCUUCAGGACUGAAGUUUAUUGGAGAGACAGGGACUAGCUUAUAAUUACACACAUGGGAAUUGUUGUGGUCACUGAGAGUGUAGAGAAUAUAGGCCUCGGGAGAGACCUUUAGAGAAUACCCAUAGUUGGGAUAUGGGUGAUGAGCUCAAUUAAAAAACAAAAAACAAAAAACAUGGAGUAUUGGUCAUAAUGGGUAGAAGAAAAAGGAGAAAAUCAUAUUAUCAAAUCCCAGAGAGGAGAGAGAGUAUCUAGAAGGACAGAGUGAUCAAUACUGAUAAAUGCAGCAGAGAGGUCUAGAAGAAUGAGGACACAGACUAUCAGAUCUGACAAUUGAAAUGAUUGUAACUUUUGUUUUGUUUUUGUUUUGUAUUUUUGUUUUUGUGGGGCAAUGAGGGUUAAGUGACUUGCCCAGGGUCACACAGCUAGUAAGUGUCACGUGGCUGAGGUUGGAUUUGAACUCAGGUCCUUCUGAAUCCAGAGCUGGUGCUUUAGGUGAUUCAUUCACUGUGUCAUCUAGUUGCCCCCGAGAUUAUUGUAACUUUGAAGAGAGCAGUUUCAAUUGAGUGAUGAGUUUGGAAGCCAUAUUGCAGAGGAUUAAGGACUGAGUAAGAGGAAAUAUAGGCAAUGAGUGUAGACAUCUUUUUUAGGUGUUUGGCUGAGGAAAGAAUGAGAUAGAUAUAUAGGACCAUAGCUGGAGGAGUUUUUUAAGACUCCACCAGUUCUUUCUCUGAAGGUGUCCUGUGGAGAUAAAUAGCAUUUUUCAUCAUAAAUCCUUCAGAAUUCUUUUGGAUCAUUGUAUUGCUCAGAAUA